UUUUGCUUAAGGAGCCAGUAGCAGCGCACCGCACCGCACCGCACCGCACCCAACCCAACCCACAACCCAAUCCCAAUCCACACCAUGAAGCUGUUCGUUUGCAUAGCACUUGCCUUGCUGGCCAUUGCCGCUCCCGCCCAGGCACUGCUGGGUGCCAAGCUGGCUCUUCUCAAGGCCCUCGGUGGCGGCGGCCUCGGUGGCGGCAGCUCUGGCGGCGGCGGCGGAGGCUACGGCGGUGGAAGCUACGGCAGCGGCGGAUAUUCCGGCGGAUAUAACCAGGGAUACUACAGCCAGCCCAGCCGUCCCGUGUACAACUCUGGAUACGGCAGCGGAGGCUCGAGCGCAUCCUCCAACAGCGCUUCAUCCAGCAGCUACGGCUAUGGCGGCGGCUAUGGAGGCGGCUAUGGUGGUGGCUAUGGAGGCGGCGAGCAGUUGAUAAAGGUCAUCAAGGUGGUGGAGCAGCAGCAGCAGCCCUCGUACUCCUACGGAGCUCCCUCGGGCUAUAGCAACUACGGAGGCGGCUACAACCAGGGCUACUCCAGCGCCAGCUCAAGUGCCAGCGCCUCCAGCUCGGCCCAGGCUCUGCCUGCUGUCAGCUACUCCGCUCCAGCUCCCGCUGUGACCUACUCGGCUCCUGCGCCAGCUGUGACCUACUCCGCCCCAGCUCCUUCGGUUACUUAUUCGGCUCCAGCUCCCUCGGUGACCUAUUCCGCUCCAGCUCCCGCUGUGACCUACUCUGCUCCAGCUCCCGCUGUGACCUACUCCGCUCCAGCUCCCGCUGUGACCUAUUCGGCUCCUCGGGCUCCUGCUGUCACCUACUCCGCUCCUGCGCCCGCUCCAGUCACCUACUCGGUGCCCGCUCCUCAGCCCGUGGUCCGCUAUCAGCCUGCUCCUGCUCCAGUUCAAGUCAGCUACUCCGCCCCGGCACCCGCACCCGUUGCCAUCUCCCGCCCCAUCAGCUACGCCCCAGCGCCAGCUCCCAUCAGCUAUGCCCCAGCUCCGGCGCCCAUCAGCUAUGCCCCCGCCAGGCCCCAGCAGAUUGUGAAGACCAUUAAGCUGAUUGUCGAUGAGGAUCAGUCUGGAGGACGUGUGCCAGCCCCAGUCUACGGAGCCCCUGCACCCGUGGCCACCAGCUACUCGAGCGCAUCCUCUUCCGCGGCAAGCUCCAGCGGCGGCUGGAACGGUGACUACAACGAUGGAGGCUACAAUGGAGGAUACAACGGUGGCUACAACGGUGGCUACAACGGUGGCUACAACGCUGGCUCCACUGGUGGUGGCUUCAACGGUGGCUGGAAGCGGGGUGGCAUCUUUGAGAAGCUUGUCGGCUGCUAAGCCCAGGGAUACCCCAUUCCCCACAAACAGUGCUCAACCUAACCUAACCUUACUCAACUGUGUAUUUUUUUUUUCUAGUUCUAAAUCGAAUAAUUACUUACGAGUAUUUAACUUGUUGUUGUAUGUAUAAUUUCGAAUCGAUCGCUGUGUACAUAAAAUAAAUCAACAUAUAAAAAUGUGUGUGUUUUCCCACCCACCCGAAA
Molecule: messenger RNA, 1535 nt
Organism: Drosophila obscura
Lineage: Eukaryota; Metazoa; Arthropoda; Insecta; Diptera; Drosophilidae
Product: formin-like protein 7
Exons: 1
Coding region: 85-1332 (415 amino acids)
Biological process (GO): positive regulation of transcription by RNA polymerase II
Cellular component (GO): RNA polymerase II transcription regulator complex
Molecular function (GO): transcription coactivator activity
Source: RefSeq, a predicted model, not a curated record